AUCAUCUUCCCUUUAUUUCAUCUUCUCUUUCUGGCGCAUUGACUCUCUCAAUUCCUUGCCUUCCUUUGAAAUCGGGCCGGCUCGUGUUUUCCCUUCUUCUUACUUCUCCCUCAAUUCCCUUUUUCCAUAAAUAUUCUCCUCUUUUCCCUCUUCCGCAUUUCAUCCUCUUCCCCCUCACCAUCCCCAAUCCCUAGACGAUACCUUGCCGGCACUUGCUAGCGGCCGUUGCUCCUUAGACCACUUUCCUUGCUCUGCAUGCCUCCAAGGUCCUCUGCACCCUGCCGCUUGUGGAACCCUGGACAUCCUCGAUCUUUAUCAACCCCAACGUAUCGUUCGUUUUCCCGAUCAGGCACCUUUGCUGCGGCGGUAGCCCCUCAUUCCUACCCCUCGCCACGCUUGUUCUCGCAUCGCUGGACUCGGUCUUUUGCCUCCGGUGGACAGACUCAUCACCGCUCUUCCAUCCUUUCCUCUUCCGCACCCGUCUCGCGUGCUCCCCUUUCCACUACCCAGGUCAGUAUGGGAUCUAACAAGAUGGGGCCUGUCGAACGCAUCGCGGAGGAUUUGCUGAAGCCUGAACUGGACGAUCGCUCCUAUCGUGUCAUCCGCUUGCCCAACAAGCUCGAAGCGUUACUGGUUCACGAUCCCGAUACCGACAAGGCCAGUGCCGCUGUAAACGUCAAUGUGGGCAAUUUCUCAGACGCAGAUGACAUGCCGGGUAUGGCUCACGCUGUCGAACAUUUGCUGUUCAUGGGGACCAAAAAGUACCCCCUAGAGAACGCAUACAAUCAGUACUUGGCAUCCAACUCGGGCAUGUCCAACGCGUACACGGCUGCCACGGAGACCAACUAUUUCUUCGAAGUAGCUGCCACGUCAAGCUCCGGCGACGAGAAAUCCGAUGCGCCAACUUCGCCCUCAGCUACGCAGGCUAAAGGGCCGCUGUAUGGCGCCCUGGAUCGGUUUGCUCAAUUCUUUGUCGAACCUCUCUUCCUAGAGUCAACGCUGGACCGGGAGUUGAGGGCAGUAGAUUCCGAGAACAAGAAAAACCUGCAAAGUGAUAUGUGGCGGUUGAUGCAACUGAACAAGAGCCUUUCCAACCCAGCACACCCCUACCACCACUUCUCGACUGGAAACCUGCAGACUUUGAAGGAAGAUCCGCAGAAACGGGGGCUGGAGGUCCGGAGUGAAUUUAUCAAGUUCUAUGAGGCUCAUUAUUCAGCUAACCGGAUGAAACUGGUUUUGCUGGGUCGGGAGUCCCUCGACGAGAUGGAGGGAUGGGUCUCGGAUCUGUUCUCUCACGUCCAGAACAAGGACCUCCCGCAGAACCGCUGGGAUAACGUCCAGCCCUGGACGGCGGAGCAUCUGGGAAAGCAGAUCUUUGCCAAGCCGGUUAUGGACAUGCGAUCUCUGGAUAUUUACUUCCCCUUCAUGGAUGAGGAGCAUUAUUUCGAGUCUCAGCCCAACCGUUACAUCAGCCACUUGAUCGGCCACGAGGGCCCCGGCAGCAUUCUGGCUUACAUCAAGGCCAAGGGCUGGGCCAAUGGCCUGUCCGCUGGCCCACUCCCCAUCUGCCCUGGAGCUGCCUUCUUCACCAUCAACGUUCGCCUGACCCCCGAGGGUUUGAAGAAUUAUCGUGAAGUGGCGAGAGUAAUCUUCGAGUAUAUCGCUAUGAUAAAGGAAGGCGAGCCUCAGCAGUGGAUUUAUGAUGAAAUGAAGAACUUGGCCGAGGUCGAGUUCCGCUUUAAGCAAAAGACCCCCGCCAGCCGCUUCGCUAGCAACCUGAGCAGUAAGAUGCAGAAGCCCCACCCUCGUGAGUGGUUGCUUAGCACCGGGCUUCUCCGGAAGUAUGAUCCCGCCCUGAUCAAGGAAGCCUUGUCCUACCUCCGGCCCGACAACUUCCGGAUGCUCAUUGUGGCCCAGGAUUACCCUGGUGACUGGGAUCAAAAGGAGAAGUGGUACGGCACGGAGCAUAAGGUGGAGGAUAUCCCCCAGGAUUUCAUGGCCGACAUCCGCAAGGCUUACGAAACAACCUCCGCCAACCGACUGCCUGAUCUGCACCUGCCUCAUAAGAACGAAUUUGUUCCGACUCGUCUCUCCGUUGAAAAGAAGGAAGUCUCGGAGCCAGCCAAGACCCCGAAGCUGAUUCGGCAUGACGACCAUGUCCGUUUGUGGUACAAGAAGGAUGAUCGGUUCUGGGUCCCAAAGGGCACCUUCAACAUCUCACUUCGGAACCCUCUCGUGUGGGCCACCCCAGCCAACGUGGUCAAGGGCAGAUUCUACUGCGAAUUGGUGCGCGACGCCCUGAACGAAUAUGCCUAUGACGCUGAGCUGGCCGGGCUCGAUUAUUCCUUGGGUAUUAGUAUCUUUGGUUUAGACAUCUCGGUGGGCGGUUACAACGAUAAGAUGUCCGUGCUUCUGGAAAAGGUUCUCACAAGCAUGCGCGACUUAGUCGUGAAGCCGGAACGCUUUAACAUUAUCAAGGAGCGCCUAACCCGGGCCUACAAGAACGCCGAGUACCAACAGCCUUACUACCAAGUGAGCGACUACACUCGCUAUCUGACCGCAGAGCGGUCCUGGCUCAAUGAGCAAUAUGCAUCCGAGCUUCAGCAUAUUGAAGUGGAGGACGUGGCUUGUUUCUACCCUCAGGUUUUGCGACAGAACCACAUCGAGGUGUUGGCGCACGGCAACCUGUACAAGGAGGAUGCACUGCGCAUGACUGACCUCGUAGAGUCCACUCUGAAAAGUCGUACGUUGCCCGAAUCACAGUGGUACGUGAGGCGCAACGUCAUUAUUCCUCCGGGCUCCAACUUCGUCUAUGAGCGGAUGCUCAAGGACCCGGCCAACGUCAACAACGGCAUCGAAUACCUUCUGUAUGUCGGAAACAUCAACGAUGCGGUACUGCGAGCCAAGCUGUUGCUAUUCGCCCAGAUGACUGAUGAGCCUGCAUUCGAUCAACUGCGGAGUAAGGAGCAACUGGGAUACGUUGUCUGGAGCGGCGCCCGUUAUUCUUCCACGACCAUCGGAUAUCGCGUUAUCAUCCAGAGCGAGCGUGUUGCUAGUUACCUUGAACACCGUAUCGAUAACUUCUUGACCACGUUUGGGAAGACGUUGGAGGAGAUGCCCGAGGGUGACUUUGAAAGGCAUAAACGCAGUCUCAUCAACCGCCGACUGGAGAAGCUCAAGAAUUUGGGCUCGGAAACCAGUCGAUUCUGGUCUCACAUUGGUUCGGAGUACUUCGAUUUCGUGCAAAACGAGGCCGAUGCUGCCAAUGUGCGGUCUUCGACCAAGUCCGAUCUUAUCCAGUUCUAUAACCAAUUCAUCAACCCGCAAUCUUCCACACGUGGCAAGCUGUCGAUUCACUUGAAGGCACAAGCUACCGCUCUUGCAAGCACCCCGCAGCAGCAAAAGUCCCAGCUUCUUGCGCGUCUUCGUACGCUCUUGGAGAAAGCACAGUUGACAGUCGAUGCCGAUCGAUUGGAAGCUGCAUUCGCUGAAGUCGACGUGUCCAGUGGAGACGAGCGUCUGGUUGUUGAAACCAUCAAGACUGUCCUGGGUGGAAUGGGUCUCGCAGAGCAACAGACCAAGCAGGCUCUAGAGUCGAUGAAGAACAGCGUUGGAGUAGAGCUGAAGCACAUCGGCAUUCAGCCCAAGAGAUUCGAGGGAGAGUCUGGCCAGACGGUCAAUGGAUUCGGCCACGAAGCUGUCACCUACAUUACUAACGUUCCUGAGUACAAGGCUCGUCUCAAUGUCAGCGCCGGUCCCAGCCCUGUUACCGACAUCAGCGAAUUCGAGGACUUUGACGCCAAGCUGUGAUAGCUCACCUGGUCAAAGCUUCAAGGAAUUCUACUUGCCAAUAUACUUCACUUGCCUUAUAUGAUGAUAGAAACUUUCUGCUGGCUCAUUUUGCGGCGUGAUCGUGUAUGGAGUACAGCAUAGCUUGGGAAUUGCAGGAUGGUGGGGUUGAUAGAUCGGAACGGAACAUCUUGAGAUGUAGAUUAGUAACAUGAUACAUAAUUGAACUAUUGCUAAGAUUAAAG
Aspergillus homomorphus CBS 101889 is the source of this 4034-nucleotide messenger RNA. RefSeq names its product a-pheromone processing metallopeptidase Ste23. Lineage: Eukaryota; Fungi; Ascomycota; Eurotiomycetes; Eurotiales; Aspergillaceae. Gene Ontology annotation, cellular component: cytosol; mitochondrion. The coding region runs from base 256 to 3810 and encodes 1184 amino acids. The transcript has 2 exons. Gene Ontology annotation, molecular function: metal ion binding; metalloendopeptidase activity. Gene Ontology annotation, biological process: peptide catabolic process. The record is from RefSeq and is a predicted model, not a curated record.